ACAGCCCAAUUGACAGCUUCUUCUCCGCUGAUGCGAUGGUGACCUCAGCGCCACCGAAGCGAGGAUGGUGAGAUUAACAUCAAUUAAAAAUCGGGCAUCGCUUCAAUGCUUUUGACCAAAUAUAGCCUUCUCACGCCGGCAACCUCGAGCUCUUUCUGCUCUGUUUUUUUCUAUAAAUUGCCCUAAUUCACUUGAUCCGAAGCAAGAAUUAGAAGCUCCCCGAUCUCGUUCAAUGGCGGCGAAGAUCUACAUAGUGUAUUAUUCUAUGUAUGGACAUGUUGAGAAGCUUGCUCAGGAGAUAUUAAAGGGCGCCUCAUCAGUUGAAGGAGUGGAGGUCAAGUUGUGGCAG
Phalaenopsis equestris is the source of this 349-nucleotide messenger RNA. Its product is annotated as probable NAD(P)H dehydrogenase (quinone) FQR1-like 1. NCBI's taxonomy places the organism in Eukaryota, Viridiplantae, Streptophyta, Magnoliopsida, Asparagales, Orchidaceae. Gene Ontology annotation, molecular function: FMN binding; NAD(P)H dehydrogenase (quinone) activity. The record is from RefSeq and is a predicted model, not a curated record.